Molecule: messenger RNA, 1979 nt
Organism: Hylaeus volcanicus
Lineage: Eukaryota; Metazoa; Arthropoda; Insecta; Hymenoptera; Colletidae
Product: odorant receptor 4-like
Exons: 5
Coding region: 169-1368 (399 amino acids)
Biological process (GO): detection of chemical stimulus involved in sensory perception of smell; sensory perception of smell
Cellular component (GO): plasma membrane
Molecular function (GO): olfactory receptor activity; odorant binding
Source: RefSeq, a predicted model, not a curated record
GCAGCGAUUAAACAGCCGCGACAAAACGCGUUCGCCAUAUCGCUAUCGAUCAGCAAAUAAAGUUUCGUUCAUUUGAGAGAUUACUUGUGCGCUUGCGUUCGACUAGACCUGUGUAAACGUAGGUUUCGAACGGUCGUACAGUCGACGACGCGCAUCGGGUGCGUCAGGAUGUAUCGUUUGUCCAACCUUGACGACGUCCUGCGGAACGAGCAUUACGAGAACGAUAUACGGUACGCGUUUCAAUUAUGCCUGUGGAUCCUAAAACCGAUCGGCAUUUACCCUUUCAUCUACAGCCGUGCGAAUAGACUCGAGCGAAUGGUAUCGGUGGUGUUAAUAUCGAUAUGCUGCCUUGUCGUGCAAUUCGUCAUUGUACCGUUCGGUUAUUAUAUUCUUUUCUAUGAAAAAGACAUGAAUACAAGAAUCAAAUUUCUCGGCCCCCUCGCAUUCUGCGUGACAUCGUUCUUUAAGUAUGGUUACUUGAGUCUGAAGGGUCGAGCCUUCGAGCGGUGCAUCGUGCAUGUGGAGAGAGACUGGAGGCUCUUGCGAGACCAAGAUCAUCGUGCCAUCAUGAUCAGGCACGUGACCAUGAGUCGGAAUCUCAUCACUCUAUGUGCCGCUUUCAUGUACACUGGCGGUCUCUCCUACCACACGAUCAUGCCGUUAUUAUCCAAGAACGUGGUCAACGAGAACGUCACGAUCAGACCAUUGACUUACCCUGGCUACGAAGCAUUUUUCGAUAUCCAGGAGAGUCCCACGUACGAGAUCGUGUACUGUAUGCAUUGCAUUUACGUUUUGGUAAUCGGUAACAUCACGAUGGCCGCUUACAGUCUGACCGCCGUCUUCACGAGUCAUGCUUGCGGCCAAAUAGAGAUACAGACAUCGCGAUUGGAGCACUUGACCAACGAAAAGAGAUCCCCGCGAAAGUAUGCGAGCUACGAAAACCAUAUAGCGAUAGUCGUGAGAAAUCACGUAAAAAUAUUGAGAUUUACGAAAGACGUGGAGAAAGCGAUGCAGGAGAUAUUGUUAAUGGAAGUAGUAAUGUCCACUUUACUAAUAUGCUUGCUCGAAUAUUAUUGCAUGAUGCCUUGUCUUUUAGGAAUGGGAAACCAGCGAUUCGAUUGCGAUACUAACGUACGUUAUUCUGUUGACUUCCUUCAUCUUCAGCAUUGCGAUAUACUGCUACGUGGGAGAACUUCUUCUUGGACAGAAGUGAGCACAUUUAACCAUUGGCAUAAUAGACACGAGUCUUGUAUCAGGGUGACAAAAUUGCAACGGCUUCCUACAAAAUCGACUGGUAUAAUCUAUCUGGAAGGACAGCACGUGGUAUCGUUUUGGUGCUCGCUGUAUCCAAAUAUCCACCUAAGCUAACGGCUGGCAAGAUAUUUGACCUGUCGUUGAACACGUUUGGAGUUGUACUAAAAUCGUCGUUGGUCUAUUUGAAUAUGCUGCGAACGAUUACCGAUUCUAAUUGAAAUUAUCGAAUAAAAUUUUAUGUUUCAAUGCUGCAUGACUUAUCCACCAUUCGAUAAACCAACUAACAAAAAUAAUCGUCGUUUAACUACUGAUUUUAGACUAUACCGAUCAUUUAUAAAAAUAUGUAAAAAACACUAAUGUACCGUUCAGUAGGUAUAUCAAACUCGUUUUGGUUGUACCGGUACAUUUUGAACCAUUGACAGAUUAAACAUAAUUACGAAUGAGAAAGAAAAUAAAUUUUUUAAUCUUGCUUACCGUCGUAUCUCAAAUAUGUUUGACAUGCAUGUCGUACGGUAUUUGGUAAUAUUAAACUUACAAAAAGUAUAAUAAAAUGUACAAUGUAUGUAUAGAAUGUUACAGUACAGUUGACGCCGUGCGUUAAGCUUAAACCUUUUGCAGAUUCUCUGUUAUCCUGAUUCGUGGAGCAUAAUUAUCGCUGGAUACCUUCAAGAGCUAACGCUGAAUUUCACAAUGAUAGAUAUUAUCUGUUAACCAGUGCGAUCCGA